GUUUUGCUAAACUUAGAAAAGGCAAACAAUUAGAAGUUGGUUAUUACAAUUCUGAUACUAAAGAGGGAAAAAAUUAUGAUAGAUGUAAAAAUCCUGAACAUCAACCAUGCAAAUGUGAUUUUUUUUAUCUUUCCAAAAUCUGCAAAAAGUAUAAUAAGUCUUGUGAAAGACCAUUUGCUCGAAUUAGUGAAGAUACUGAAAUUGCUGGUCUUUGGGAAUAG
Dentiscutata heterogama is the source of this 221-nucleotide messenger RNA. Lineage: Eukaryota; Fungi; Glomeromycota; Glomeromycetes; Diversisporales; Gigasporaceae. The record is from the annotation of a GenBank genome assembly.